Messenger RNA from Elaeis guineensis (African oil palm), 1457 nucleotides. Lineage: Eukaryota; Viridiplantae; Streptophyta; Magnoliopsida; Arecales; Arecaceae. The record is from RefSeq and is a predicted model, not a curated record.
UGAGACUAAAGCAAAAAUUGUACCUCAAUCCACGGCCAUGGCAUGACGAAUCUCUCCAUUUGAUGUGGAGGAUGGAGUGGGCUCGGCAUCCAAGUAACGACUCGAUCGAUUCGCAGCAGCAACAAAGAGAAUCCAUCAGUAGGAGAGAGAAAUGCCGGUGAAAUUUAAUGACAUGUAAACCAGAAAACUACGACCCAGAACAACAAACGAGCACAACAAACCAACGAGAGAGAAACGGAAGAGAAAACAAGAAGCGGCGAUGUCGCGUCGGGUGAUGAGGGUAGCGGCGGACGGGAGCGGGGACUUCCGGACCGUCCAGGAGGCGAUCGAUGCGGUGCCGCUGUCGAACCGGGUGCGGACGGUGAUCCAGGUGGCGCCGGGGUUCUACCGGGAGGCGGUGUACGUGCCCAAGACCAAGAACUUCAUCACCCUCGCCGCCUCCCAGCCCGAGACCACCAUCCUCUCCUGGGACAACACCGCCAACCGCAUCAACCACCACCAGUCAUCUCGUGUGAUCGGCACGGGGACCUUCGGAUGUGGGAGCACCAUUGUCGAAGGAGGAGACUUCAUUGCCGAGAAUAUCACCUUCGAGAAUUCUGCCCCCCAGGGUUCGGGGCAGGCUGUGGCGCUCCGAGCGACGGCGGACCGAUGUGCCUUUUAUAAUUGCAGGUUUCUUGGAUGGCAGGAUACCUUGUAUUUGCAUCAUGGAAAACAGUAUCUGAGAGAUUGUUAUAUCGAAGGAAGUGUGGACUUCAUCUUCGGGAAUUCUACUGCCCUGCUGGAACAUUGUCAUAUCCAUUGCAAGGCUGCAGGAUUUAUAACUGCUCAAAGUAGGAAAUCUUCCCAAGAACCAACUGGCUAUGUGUUUUUAAGAUGCGUUAUUACCGGAACUAGCAGCAGUUCAUAUUCAUAUCUUGGGCGGCCAUGGGGUCCUUUUGGAAGAGUUGUUUUUGCAUACACAUGGAUAGAUUGCUGUGUUAAACCUGUUGGGUGGCAUAACUGGGACAAGCCUGAGAAUGAGAGAAAUGCCUGUUUUUAUGAGUACAGAUGCUUUGGGCCAGGUUGCUGCCCUUCGAACCGAGUUACAUGGUGUAGAGAAUUGCUUGAUGAGGAAGCUGAACAGUUUCUCCAGCACUCAUUUAUUGACCCAGAUCCGGAGAGGCCUUGGCUUGUUCAGAGAAUGGCAGUCAAAAUACCAGUAUCUGCAUGAAGUUAUGUGAGAUUCCAGGGAAGAUGUGCCCUGGUUGAUGCGUCCACAUAUGAAAUUUAGUCCUGUUUGACUAGUAAGAUCAGGUGGAACAAACAUAUGCUUAUUUUAGAUGGACAUAGUAAUUAUGAUUAAUAUUAACCUUGUUAUUAUGGUGUUCAACUGGUUGAACCCAUACUCUUAUUUAAUUUUGAAUAGAGAACAUGACUAGAUGAUUUAUAAUAUAUCCUUCAAAUAUUCUCUUGAGCCA